Molecule: messenger RNA, 1431 nt
Organism: Aspergillus uvarum CBS 121591
Lineage: Eukaryota; Fungi; Ascomycota; Eurotiomycetes; Eurotiales; Aspergillaceae
Exons: 1
Coding region: 339-1034 (231 amino acids)
Source: RefSeq, a predicted model, not a curated record
CAGGAGUUCCUUGGAUAUCAGAUGCCAGAACAUGGGGACUUGCUUUCUGUUCGCUCACAGUCUUGAACACCCAGGCAGUUUGAGGAAAUUCUCCAUAUUGAUCUCCGUUUGCAUACUGCUCGAGAAACCCUCCACUAAGCCUCCAAUCCCUACGGUUUCACCAACCUCAAAAGCCUAUAAAGUCCGCCAUGAUAACCAAGAAAUCUGCUACCUCUAACCCUAUCCCACCACCUCGACUGAACCACUAAACCUCAGAAAACUUGACCAAACCCAAGAUUUCACUAAUUAUCACCAGGAAAAGGACCCCCGACUAACCAUAUAUAGCAUCAACCAUCAAAAUGAGCGUCCCCAACGACCCAGCCUACGGACGCUCCCAGGCCCUCGAGUCCACCAGCCACUGGUAUGAUGCCCUCACCGAUCUCUUCCCCCCCGCGGCAGGCUUCACUGUAGACCUAGAAGCCGGGAUCCUCUCCCCGAUGCGCGAGUCCUACAACCGCAUCACCGUGACGUUCUGUAAGCCCGCGCGCGAACCCGACGCUGAAGCAGAAGCAGAAGCAGCCGAGCACGCAGUCGGCAGGGACGGCAGCAGCAGCGGCAAGGGGACCAUCAUCUUCACCCUCGUCACCGGUGCGCUGCGACGCCCGCGCGCGCACCCAGGCCACCACGUGCUCGUUCUCCGGGAUUUCCUGGCCACACACCACGAGCACGGCCACGACCACGACCACGACCACUACUACCAGCACCACCCGGCCCGGCUCCUGUCGUCGUCGGCGGGGCCCAUCGUCGGCGCCGUGGUGCUGCCUCGGCUGCCGGUGACGGUGCAGUUCUACCGGUGGGAUUCGGGCCACGGCGGGUGGGUGUUGCCCGUCGGGGGGGCGCUCGAUGAGGUUGUGGAUCGCCAGGGGAUUCUGGGGGUGUUGGCCGGGCUUAAAGGGUUGGUGCUGAGUAGUCGUGGGUUUGGGUUGGGGAGAGGGGUAAAUUGGGUAGAUGAUGAGGAGGUGGUGGAGGAGGAUUUUCUGGUGGUCGAGGCUUAGAUUUUCGUGAGAAUAUACUCUCGUUUCUGUUGGGAUGAGGUUGUAUUUCUUUCUCUGGAUUUGAAUAUGAAUAUGAAUAUGAAUGAGAGGAUUGUAUUGCUUGAUAUGUUUGUUUUUGCUGAGUUAAAUUUUGGGGUUGUGUGUUGAUUUGUUGUGAAGGGAGGGGGGGUUGUAGGGGACGAUGUAUACAGUAGGUGCCUUAGUAGGGGCAGUUAGGGGUUUGCUGAUGAUCUAGAUCAUUGAUGGCCUCUGCGGUCUGCGCUGCACCUGCAUUCAAGAACUACGACUUACUUACUGGGCAAGAGCAAGUCUGCUCCACGGCGCUAUCGACUAUGGAAUCUUCUGUUGAGCAUGGGGAAGGGAUCUUGCGUCUAUGAAGCAAAAGAACACAAGGCUG